AUGAGAGGCGUGCACCUACCUGACAUUCCACUGCUCUCUGUAAUAAAGCUAAUUAGUGGACUUCCCUCCCAGGUGCCUGAGGGGAGGGUGGUGGUCCUGUCCUUUCGCUUCAUCGACCUGGAGAGCGACAACCUGUGCCGCUACGACUAUGUUGAUGUUUACAGCGGCCAUGUGCGCGGGCAGAGACUCGGACGCUUCUGUGGGACCUUCAAACCGGGAGGGCUGGUUUCCACUGGCAACAAGAUGCUCCUGCAGAUGGUCUCGGAUGCAAACACAGCUGGGAGUGGCUUCCUGGCUGUCUUCUCUGCUGCCCACCCACAUGAGAGAGGUGAGCAGUACUGUGGAGGCAGGUUGGACAAACCCACGGGGAGUUUCAAAACACCAAACUGGCCGGAGAAGGAUUACCCAGCUGGAGUCACCUGCGCCUGGCACAUAGUGGCCCCUAAGAACCAGAUUAUUGAAAUCAAGUUUGAGAAGUUUGAUGUGGAGAGAGAUAACUACUGCCGCUACGACCACGUCUCCAUUUUCAACGGGGCGGAAAUCAACGACGCCAAGAGGAUUGGGAAAUACUGCGGAGACAGCCCCCCAGCGCCAGUGUUUUCAGACGGGAACCAGCUGCUCAUCCAGUUCCUCUCCGACCUCAGUCUCACCGCAGACGGCUUCAUCGGACACUAUAAGUUCAGACCAAAGAAAUUCAUCACCACCACGAUGCCACCCACCACUACAACGCAGCCAGUCACCACCAGGCCCAUACGUAGGUAUCAACUUUCCUCCAAUACGAUCCUCCAGAGGGCUUCUAACAUCUGUCUUUGUUGAUGUAGCUAUGAGGAAUACUGGCUGACUGGUCGACUGCAUUCUCUUUAUCAGUCAUGAGGGACAACUG
Notothenia coriiceps (black rockcod) is the source of this 883-nucleotide messenger RNA. Its product is annotated as procollagen C-endopeptidase enhancer 2-like. Bases 1 to 816 code for a protein of 271 amino acids. Lineage: Eukaryota; Metazoa; Chordata; Actinopteri; Perciformes; Nototheniidae. The record is from RefSeq and is a predicted model, not a curated record. The transcript is spliced from 4 exons. Gene Ontology annotation, molecular function: collagen binding; peptidase activator activity.